UCGACUGUAGGGUAUAUCGACUGGCUGCUAUGGCUGUGCAGUCAAAACCUGCUCCGUUACCAUCAUGGGGUUUCGCCGUAGCUGGUGCUACGGGCGCCGUUUUAGCUAAUACCUUAGUAUAUCCGUUGGAUGUAGUAAAGACACGUUUGCAGGUCCAGGUUAAACGGAAGCCUGGUGAUACGAGCGAACACGCCGACCCUCAUUACACAUCGACGUGGGAUGCUAUCACUAAGAUUACCGCGGAGGAUGGAGUCAAAGGGUUAUAUGCGGGCAUGAAUGGUGCGCUAUUGGGAGUCGCCUCGACUAAUUUCGCCUACUUUUAUUGGUAUUCGAUCGUGCGAGAGCUUUACUUCAAAUCGCAGAAAGUUUCGGCGCCACCGUCUACGGCCGUCGAGUUGGUACUGGGCGCCGUAGCUGGUGCCGUAGCUCAGUUAUUUACGAUUCCGGUGGCCGUGGUUACGACGAGACAGCAAACACAAAGCAAAGCGGAUAGGAAAGGCCUCCUAGAUACGGCUGGCGAGGUUAUUGAAAGCGAGGAUGGCUUGUUCGGUCUUUGGAGGGGACUGAAAGCUAGCUUGGUGCUGGUAGUCAACCCUGCUAUCACGUAUGGUGCAUAUGAGCGAUUAAAGGGCGCUUUCUUCCCCGGAAAGGCCCGCUUGACUGCAGGAGAAGCUUUCCUCCUGGGUGCUAUGUCGAAAGCCUUAGCUACAAUUGUUACGCAACCUUUAAUAGUUGCGAAAGUUGGCUUGCAAUCGAAACCCCCACCGCAACGUGAGGGAAAGCCAUUCAAGGGUUUCAUCGAGGUGAUGCAAUUUAUUAUCAAGCAUGAAGGUCUGCUAAGCCUUUUCAAGGGCAUUGGGCCCCAGAUUAUAAAGGGGUUCCUGGUGCAGGGAAUACUCAUGAUGACCAAAGAGCGGAUGGAAUUUCUUUUUAUCCUCCUAUUCAGAUACGUUCGUAAGAUUCGAUCAGAACACCUCGCUAAAGCAGCUGGGUUGGCGGCAGCCACUGCUUCCAGAGCCAAGCUCGCCGUUCCCAUUACAACCAAGUAGCCGAGUCUUUUAGAGAAGAAUUUUAGAGGCGAAAGAAAACACAUAUACGCAAGUACGUCCUAAACAAGAGACAAUGCAUUUAUAUAAUCGAUUAUGAGUUAGGAGUACAGGCAGACUAGGCGCAAGUAUAUAAGAAUUACUUUUAAGGAUAUUUUAGAAUCAUUCAUACCAAAGUCAAUAGUUUUAGCGCGAAUUAAUAGUUGAACAAACCUAAGCACCUCUGUAUUAUACUUGCUAUGAGAGAUAGAGGUCUCUCGGCCUGAAUUUUGUCGUUAAUGUCUCUAGGACAACAUAGGUAUCAUGUACAUAACCUAGGGGAAAGAGGUACUUUACUUAGGUACAUUGAUGUUGUGACACCCCACCUAGCACAAUUCUAGGUUCCAUCCAAGGUACAAUAAAGCCACUAUCACUUGUCAAAACACUGUGGCUUGACCCCUCGCUUAAUUUUCUGCCCACAACUGGUAAUAGCAGACGCACGAACUGAACUUCCUUCUUUUC
Molecule: messenger RNA, 1547 nt
Organism: Daldinia decipiens
Lineage: Eukaryota; Fungi; Ascomycota; Sordariomycetes; Xylariales; Hypoxylaceae
Product: mitochondrial carrier
Exons: 4
Coding region: 30-1049 (339 amino acids)
Biological process (GO): transmembrane transport
Source: RefSeq, a predicted model, not a curated record